Geodia barretti is the source of this 537-nucleotide messenger RNA. NCBI's taxonomy places the organism in Eukaryota, Metazoa, Porifera, Demospongiae, Tetractinellida, Geodiidae. The record is from the annotation of a GenBank genome assembly.
AAAAUACAUCACGUGCAGUCACAUGACUAUGCUAUUAGUUACAUCAUAAUCAUCAAAAGCGACCGCCUACUCUCAACUCACCACACAUCACGUCCGCCAGGCGGAGAAGAUCGUUACCACGCCGCAGAGAGGCCGACAGUAGUGCCCGAAGACGCAGAGACAUUUCUAUUUCAUUUCCACGGUUCACCAGUCGAGAUAGCAACCGCCGGCUGCCUUGUGCCCACGGGUGUGUGUGAAUUUACUUCUUCUCGUUUCCCGCCUUUUUUUCUACUCACGAGAGAGCAUGUCGGAGGGACAUCUGAGCGAAGACAUACCAGAGUGCCCACUCUGCUUGGAGCCUUUUGCACUGGACGACAUAAACUUCUAUCCGUGCGCUUGUCGUUACCAGAUAUGUCGGUUCUGCUGGCAUCGGAUCAGGACAGAUGAGAAUGGUCUCUGUCCUCACUGCAGAGAGGUACAUAGUGUCUGGGUUGACUCACUGAUCAUUACUAACUCUUUUGUCUCCAUCUUCACCUAUUUCCACCUCUCCCUCUUCUU